Molecule: messenger RNA, 3791 nt
Organism: Trichosurus vulpecula (common brushtail)
Lineage: Eukaryota; Metazoa; Chordata; Mammalia; Diprotodontia; Phalangeridae
Product: zinc finger protein 436-like
Exons: 6
Coding region: 18-2270 (750 amino acids)
Biological process (GO): regulation of transcription by RNA polymerase II
Molecular function (GO): DNA-binding transcription factor activity, RNA polymerase II-specific; RNA polymerase II cis-regulatory region sequence-specific DNA binding
Source: RefSeq, a predicted model, not a curated record
UAGAUCUCAAUUGGAAGAUGAGUAGAUUUGGGGAAAAAACUGUAACUGUACAGUCAGGAGAAGCUACAUCCCUUGGCCCCCAGAUUCCCCAUAAGGAAGAUGAGCUAGUUCUAGUGAACUUGGAGAACAGGAGUUGUAGAAGGGAACAGAACACAAGCAUUCAAGGGAGCAGCCCUCCAAAGCAGAACAUCUUCCAAAACUUUAGGCAGUUUCGUUACUGUGAAGUGUCUGGCCCUCGAGAAGCUCUGACUCGCCUACAGGAUCUCUGUUGGGAAUGGUUGAGACCAGAGAUCCACACAAAAGCACAGAUCCUGGAACUGGUGGUGUUGGAGCAAUUCUUGACCAUUCUCCCUGACACACUCCAAACCUGGGUUCAGAAGCAUUGUCCAGAAAGCCCACAGGAGGUGGUAACCCUAUUGGAGGAUUUGGAAAGAGAGCCAGAUGAAUCAGAUCAGGUCCCCACUAAGGCACCAGGGUCCACAGAAGAGACAGCAGCCCAGGGAGCAAUGGAAUCCCAGUUUAAGACUAUGCCCUGCCCAGUACAAGAAAAUGCCACUUGUAUUUCUGCCCUUCCUCAAGAGAAGCAGCCCCCUGUUGUCCUAGCACUCCUGACAGCUGAGCCCCAGGAGUUGUUGACAUUUGAAGAUGUGGCCCUGUCUUUGACCCUGGAGGAGUGGGUACAAUUGGACCUGCAUCACAAAGACCUCUACAGGAAUGUAAUGCUGGAGAAUUAUGAGAAUAUUGUCUCAUUGGGAUUAUCAUUUUCCAAACCCGCUGUGAUUUCCCGGUUGGAACAAGAGAAAGAGCUAUGGCUUUUGGAUAUUCAGGGAGCUGAGAAUAGAGAGGUCUGGAAAAGCAGAAGCCCAGAUGGUGAGACCAGUACACCAACCUACAAGCCAGCCUCCGAGCAGGAAAGUUCUGAAGAGUUUCAUUCAGAGAGACUGAGAAAACUACAGAAGGAAGGUCCCCAAUUACAUACAUUUGGAGAAAUCUUUGAACUUCAAGGCAAGUUCAGAAGUGUACAGGGAAGACAUACAGGGGACAAACUGAAGGGGGAGAAGGAGACUCUCAGAGAAGGGACUGUCAUGGAUAAAAAUAGUCUCACAGAAGAAAGAUGUCAGCAUUAUAAGGAAUGUCAGAAAGGCUUCUGUCUAAAAGUUCCUACAGGAGACAGAACUUAUAAUGGUGAUGAAUAUGGCAGCAACUUCAGUCAGAACUUUGAUCUUAGUAAACAUAAGGAAAUUUACCCAGGAGAGCAUCCUCACAAGUGGAAUGAGCAUGAGAAAAGUCUCAUUCUUUCAUUUGUUGAGCACCAACAUAUCCCCACUAGAGAAAAAACUCAUCAGCAAAGCAUUUCAGUCUCUCCUGAAAGGAAUUACCAGAGAACUCAUACAAGUGAGAGGCGUAAUGAAUAUAAUGACUGUGGAACAAGGCUUAGUUCUAGUUUAGUCCUUAAUGAUUCUCAGAAAAUUCAGGCCAAAGAGAAGCCUCAUGUAUGUGAUGUCUGUGGAAAAACUUUCAGUUGGAGAUCACGGCUUAUUCAACAUCAAAGAAUCCAUACUGGAGUGAAACCCUUUGAAUGUGAAGAGUGUGGAAAAUUCUUUAGUGAGAAAGCAUACCUUAUUCAACACCAGAGAAUUCACACUGGGGAGAAACCCUAUAUAUGUAGUGACUGUGGAAAAGCCUUCAGUUACAGAGCACAGCUUUUUCUACAUCGAAGAAUCCACACUGGGGAAAAGCCCUAUAAAUGUAAUGAAUGUGGGAAAGCCUUCAUUCAGCGCUCAAGGCUUAUUCAGCAUCAGGGAAUACACACUGGAGAAAAACCCUUUGGGUGCAGCCAAUGUAAUAAAUAUUUUAGGUACCGCUCAAAUCUUUUUAAACAUCAAAGAAUCCAUACAGGAACGAAACCCUAUGAGUGUGAUGAAUGUGGGAAAGCCUUUAGGCAGAGCUCACGGCUUAUUCAACAUCAGGGAGUACACACAGGAGAAAAGCCCUAUGAAUGCAAUCAGUGUCAUAAAUGUUUUAGUUAUCGCUCAAAUCUUUUUAAACAUCAAAGAAUCCACAGUGGAGAGAAACCAUAUGAAUGUGAUAAAUGUGGUAAAGCCUUUCGACAGUCUUUUGAUCUAAACAGACACAGGAAAAUCCACACUGGAGAGAAACCCUUUGAAUGUCAUGCAUGUAAGAAAAGCUUUAGUAGGAAUUCGCAUCUUAUUCGACAUCUCCGAAUCCAUACUGGAGAAAAACCCACUGAUGCAGUCAAUGGCAUAUAAAAUUUUAUUGGUUCUUUAUUCUGUCUCUGUAAAUUAAUGCAAGGAAGAAAAACAAUUAACUGAAAUGGGAAACCUUUCAUUAUGAGGUAUUUGAGCAUUAUAAGGCAAUUCAGCAUUUGAGAAUCCAGAAAGAAAAAAAUUCUCAGCAUGAUAACUAUCCUGCCUUGGUUCUUUAGUUGAUCACUUGUCCUUGAUACCUGUCAGCUUUGGGGGUUAAAUAGUGGUGUAACCUUAAGGCUAAGAACAAGUGGAAGGGACCCUAUAAGGUGGACAGCUCCUUGGAUUGUGCACUAUGUAUGCACAUUUAGGGGCCAUCUCCAGUUGUCCUGAGGAGAAAGUGAGGCUGGUGACCUUGCACAGCCCUCUCUCACUUAUUUCAGUUCACUUGCUGGUCCUCUUCGAGAAUGGAGGACAAACAACAAUAAUGUAUACACAUUUAGCUAGCUUGUGAGAACUUUGAAUUUUGUUUCCUUGUAUUUUGAUGUCUCUGCCUUUGCUAAUUCUAGUUUUCCAUUAAUGCUUUCUGAUUCCUCUUUAUUUAGAACCGUUCCUUUCUGUGUAUGACUCAGCCUUAAUACAAACUGUCAUUGCUGUCUCAGUCUCCUCUCCAUAGUGUGUCCUAGUCCAACGCAGAAUAUUAAACAAAGACUAACCAUUGACCAAUAAGAAAGAAAAAUAUGAAUAUUGCAGAAGCACUGCAACAAAGGUCUUGCAGAUAUUGUUCCACCUAAAAAAUCUUGGAACAGAAUUUAAAAACCUGAAAGAUUUUAAAAUCCAGGAAAAGCAAGAGCAUACAAGGUCAGUCAUAGACUUCUCAUAGUCAUUCAGCCAUAGACCUAAUCCACAAAACACCACUCUCUUCUACAAAUCAUAGAUCUUGAAUGUCUGCUUUUAUACACCUUUAUAGGAAAAAUACAUUGACAAUAUGAGAAGCUUCAAUGAGAACAAUUAGAGAAUCCAGAUUGGAAGAAAUGCCUACAAUUCUUAAGGAGCAUUAUUUAAGAAAAAGGGAGCAUGCCAUAUAAUUAAAUGAAAAAUUAAUCAAGAAAUUUUGAUUGAAGGCCUUAAUGAAGAUAUGAGAAUGAUUGGCAUAGUAGAAUCAGGAGAAUAGGCAAGAGUUGAAACAGAAAUGGUCAUUUGAACAGACCAGCCACGAGAAAGCAGGAGUGCUGAUUUAUGAUAUGAUAUAUGAUUUUAUGACUGGUUGUAACAAUUUAAAAAAAUGAUAUACAGACUAACCCCUUGAUUUUUUUGUGUUCAGGUUGGUAUAUGCACACAAAGCUAAUGAAUAGAGGAAUUAAGUAAUAAAAAUAACUAUAUUGCUCUGUCUCAGAACUGAAUUUAUUGCUGCCCCCUAAAACCUAAUAUAAGAAUUGUUGUGUAAGCGGAGACGUAGGUGGGAAUAAUCAAUCACGUGUGACCAAAACUGCCCCUUAAAUUCUAAGAAUUCACUUGUGUGGAGUAAAUUAAAUGUCUACAAGUGGAGAGAUUCCUGUGACUGCUAACACCUAAACUAUGCUU